Molecule: messenger RNA, 942 nt
Organism: Lingula anatina
Lineage: Eukaryota; Metazoa; Brachiopoda; Lingulata; Lingulida; Lingulidae
Product: gamma-aminobutyric acid type B receptor subunit 2
Biological process (GO): G protein-coupled receptor signaling pathway; gamma-aminobutyric acid signaling pathway
Cellular component (GO): G protein-coupled receptor heterodimeric complex; membrane
Molecular function (GO): G protein-coupled GABA receptor activity
Source: RefSeq, a predicted model, not a curated record
AUGGUUGUCAUAGGACGGUGCUUUGGUAAUGCUGUCCACACUCUACAGAGCACCAUCGAGGCGGCAAACAUCAAAGUAGCCCUCACUACCAGUUUCAGGAUACAAGACUCAAACUUACCCGAUAAGAUGCGGCAAAUAAAGGACAAUGACAUAAGGAUAAUUGUUGGCAGUUUCUCGGAGGACAUCGCCUACCACGUGUUUUGUGAGGCGUACAGGCAACAGAUCUACGGGCUAAAAUAUGUGUGGCUUCUGGUUGGUGAUUUUACCAGCCAAUGGUGGGAGAAGUCGCAUAACUUCUCUGAUUGUACAGUGCAGGAACUUACAGAGGCAGUCAAUGGAUAUUUUGCGGUUAACAGCUUGAAUUUCAUCGUUGGCAACAGCAAGUCAACCUCCGGUUUGACCAACGAGAAAUUUGAGGCACAGUAUGACCAAAAGGCUAACGAAAUGAACGUGCGAGUAACCAGAAGUGCGCAUGCGCCUCAGAUGUACGAUACCGUGUGGACGAUAGCAUUGACACUGCAAGCAGCCGCCAAUGCUUCCGGUGGUUUAGAGAAUUUCCGAUAUGAAAAUGGAACAGUUUGGAAAAGCCUGUUUUUUGAUAUCAUGGGAAAGCUUACAUUUCAAGGAGUUUCGGGUCCAGUCUCGUUCACCGACACAGGCGACAGGCGUGGCAUAUCUGCCUUCACCCGAUGUCAAAAUGGCGUCAUGACCUCAGUGGCGUUAUACUAUCCAAACAACGACACGCUGUCACUGAAUUGCAAGGAGUGUAAACCUCUUCUUUGGACAGAUGGCCGACCGCCUGCCGACAAAUACUCGGUGGUGAUCCAACGGUCUCUCAUUGACCCCGUGGCCUUCUACACCAUCAGUGCCUUGUGCGGGGCGGGCAUCUUUCUGGCGCUGGUGUUCUUGUUCUUUAACCUCCUGAAUCUCAGGCGAAGGUAA